AUGUUGGCUAACGUGUCAAAGAAUAUCAGAUCUGUAAGGUUCGCGCAGGCUCCUAAGUUUGUCAGAUACAACUCCAACAAGGUCCAGGGUACCGUGAUCGGUAUCGACUUGGGGACCACCAACUCGGCGGUGGCGGUGAUGGAGGGCAAGACGCCCAAGAUCAUCGAAAACGCAGAGGGAUCGAGAACCACGCCGUCCGUGGUGGCGUUCACCAAGGACGGCGAGCGGUUGGUCGGGAUCCCCGCCAAGAGACAGGCGGUGGUGAACCCGGAAAACACGCUUUUUGCCACAAAGAGAUUGAUUGGCAGACGGUUCGAGGACCCCGAGGUGCAGAGAGACAUCAAGCAGGUGCCUUACAAGAUCGUGAAGCACUCGAACGGCGACGCGUGGGUGGAGGCCAGGGGCGAGAAGUACUCGCCUGCACAGGUGGGCGGGUUUGUGCUCAACAAGAUGAAGGAGACGGCCGAGGCGUACCUGGGCAAGCCCGUGAACUCCGCGGUCGUGACUGUGCCAGCCUACUUCAACGACUCGCAGAGACAGGCCACCAAGGACGCCGGCGCCAUUGUCGGGCUGAACGUGGCCAGAGUGGUGAACGAGCCCACCGCCGCCGCCCUCGCCUACGGGCUGGAGAAGGACGACUCCAAGGUCGUGGCCGUCUUCGACUUGGGCGGAGGCACCUUCGACAUCUCCAUCUUGGACAUCGACAACGGCGUCUUCGAGGUCAAGUCCACCAACGGUGACACCCACUUGGGUGGUGAGGACUUUGACAUCGCCCUCGUGAGAUACAUUGUCGACCAGUUCAAGAAGGAGUCCAACAUCAACUUGGAGGGCGACAGAAUGGCCAUCCAGAGAAUCAGAGAGGCCUCCGAAAAGGCCAAGAUCGAGCUCUCCUCCGCCCUCUCCACCGAGAUCUCUCUUCCCUUCAUCACCGCCGACGCCACCGGGCCUAAGCACAUCAACUUGAAGAUGUCCAGAUCCCAGCUGGAGAAGUUGGUCGAGCCUUUGAUCAAGAAGACCUACGAGCCUUGCAAGAAGGCCCUCAAGGACGCCAACUUGGCCACCUCCGAGAUCGGCGAGGUCAUUCUCGUUGGUGGUAUGUCCAGAAUGCCUAAGGUCAUUGAGACCGUCAAGGAGAUCUUCGGCAAGGAGCCUUCCAAGGCCGUCAACCCGGACGAGGCUGUCGCCAUCGGUGCCGCCAUCCAGGGUGCCGUUCUCUCCGGUGAGGUCAAGGACGUCCUUCUCUUGGACGUGACCCCAUUGUCCCUCGGUAUCGAGACCUUGGGCGGUGUCUUCACCAGAUUGAUUCCAAGAAACACCACCAUCCCAACCAAGAAGUCCCAGGUCUUCUCCACCGCCGCGGACGGCCAGACCUCUGUCGAGAUCAGAGUCUUCCAAGGUGAAAGAGAAUUGGUGAGAGACAACAAGUUGAUUGGCAACUUCACCUUGGCCGGCAUUCCUCCAGCUCCAAAGGGUGUUCCUCAAAUCGAGGUCACCUUUGACAUCGACGCCGAUGGUAUCAUCAACGUCUCUGCCAAGGACAAGGCCUCCAACAAGGACUCCUCCAUCACCGUCGCCGGCUCCUCCGGUUUGACCGACUCCGAGAUCGAGAAGAUGGUCAACGACGCCGAGAAGUUCAAGGAGCAGGACCAGGCCAGAAAGGAAGCCAUCGAGCAGACCAACAAGGCCGACCAAUUGUGCAACGACACAGAGAAGUCCAUCACCGAGUUUGGUGACAAGUUGGACAAGGCCGACGCCGACAACGUCAAGAAGCUCAUCACCGACUUGAGAGACCUCAUCGUCAAGGUCAACGGUGGCGAGAACGUCGAGGUUGCCGACAUCAAGGCCAAGUACGAGGAAUUGCAGCAAUCCAGCCUCAAGUUGUUUGAGAAGAUGUACAAGAACCAACAACCCGACGCCGACUCCAACAAGGAAGAGCCAAAGAACUAG
This is a messenger RNA of Pichia membranifaciens NRRL Y-2026, 1947 nucleotides long. RefSeq lists its product as hypothetical. Bases 1 to 1947 code for a protein of 648 amino acids. Gene Ontology annotation, molecular function: misfolded protein binding; ATP-dependent protein folding chaperone; ATP binding. The record is from RefSeq and is a predicted model, not a curated record. The transcript has 2 exons. Gene Ontology annotation, biological process: cellular response to unfolded protein; protein refolding. NCBI's taxonomy places the organism in Eukaryota, Fungi, Ascomycota, Pichiomycetes, Pichiales, Pichiaceae. Gene Ontology annotation, cellular component: mitochondrion; cytoplasm.